AUGGAUACGCUGCCCCAACCCAUUGAACAGGUCAAGUUCGAAACCCGCGGCCGCGUGGGAAUCAUCACCAUCAACCAGCCGCAGAAGCUCAACGCCCUGCGUCAAGACUACUUCUUUCACCUCUCACAGAUCCUCCGCCACAUCGACAGUCGGGACGACAUCUUCGUGACCGUCCUAACGGGUAAUGGACGCUUCUUCAGCGCCGGUGCGGAUGUCUCCGUUGCCGGCCAGAAUCAAGGCCCGCAAGAGGAGCAGUACCGCCAAUGGCUGCAGUCCUUCGCCGCUUAUAACCUCAACAUCACACAGGCGUUCUACUCCCAUCGCAAGAUCUUGGUGACGGCGCUGAAUGGGCCCGUCGUUGGCAUUGCCGCUGCGUUGGUAGCGCAUUCAGACUUUGUGUAUGCGGCUCCACACGCAUACCUGCUGUGCCCAUUCACAUCACUCGGUCUCGUUGCGGAAGGACUGGCCAGUCGCGUGUUGACGCAGAGACUGGGACUGGCAAGGGGACCCGAGGCGCUGUUGAUGAGUAAGAGAAUCACAUGCGAGGAGCUGGUGCAUUGCGGCUUCGUCAACAGGGUGUUUGAGACCAGACCGGAAGAUAGUGCCGGGUUUCUGCGACAGGUGCUCGAGGAAGUGGACUCUCGUCUAGGAGAGCACCUUGUCCCGGAUUCGUUGCUCAAGAUUAAGGGGUUGAUGAAGGGGCCCGAUAGGCAAUUGUACGAUGCUCUGGGUGCGCAGGAGGUGUUCUCUGGUUUGGAGGUUUUCAUGAAAGGUAUCCCUCAAGAACAGUUCAGGCAGAUUGCGACAGGAGCGAAGAGACAUAAGCUUUGA
Lecanosticta acicola is the source of this 831-nucleotide messenger RNA. Lineage: Eukaryota; Fungi; Ascomycota; Dothideomycetes; Mycosphaerellales; Mycosphaerellaceae. The record is from the annotation of a GenBank genome assembly.